This is a messenger RNA of Pelodiscus sinensis (Chinese soft-shelled turtle), 3375 nucleotides long. RefSeq names its product toll like receptor 4 (gene TLR4). Gene Ontology annotation, cellular component: lipopolysaccharide receptor complex; plasma membrane. Gene Ontology annotation, biological process: immune response; inflammatory response; detection of lipopolysaccharide. Lineage: Eukaryota; Metazoa; Chordata; Testudines; Trionychidae. The record is from RefSeq and is marked provisional. Gene Ontology annotation, molecular function: protein binding; lipopolysaccharide immune receptor activity; transmembrane signaling receptor activity.
ACUCAUGGUUCUUUCCACUGAAUGGUCAGCUCCUGAAGAUGCUUGGGAGAGGAGCUCUCUCCUUUCCAACCUGCUUAGUGCUGUCUUCUGCCAUCCUUUUCCUGUCGCAGUUGAUGGCCUGCAGCUUCAACCCCUGUGUGGAGGUGAUCCCCAACAUAACUUACAGAUGCAUGGAUCUGAACCUCUCUGGAGUACCAGCUGAAAUCCCACCUUCCACCGAGAACUUGGAUCUCAGCUUCAACCCACUGGUGUCACUGACCUCAAAUUAUUUCUCCGAAGUGCCUGAACUGAGGUUGCUGGACCUCACUAGAUGUCACAUCCAGACAAUUGAAGAUUAUGCUUUUAAGGAUCUGCAUAAGCUGCUCACCUUGAUUCUGACUGCAAAUCCCCUCCAGCACCUGGGUCCAACAGCCUUCUAUGGUUUGGCAUCCCUGCAAAGGCUGAUAGCUGUGGAAGACGACAUAUCCUCGCUAGCUGACCUGCCCAUUGGACAUUUACAUACUCUGCAGGAGCUGAAUGUGGCCAACAACCAAGUGGACUCUUUGAAGCUCCCCGGGUAUUUCUCCCACUUGUCUCUUCUCCGGUUCCUGAGUCUGAAGUCCAACAGGAUCUCAUCUAUCUCCACAGGAGACCUGGCUGCUUUACAGGGAGAGAAGAAGCACAACCUAACAUUAGUCCUUUCACUCAAUGAUAUAAAAUGUAUUCAGCCGGGCUCCUUUGAGGGGAUUCUUCUUCAUGAGCUAUCUCUGAGGGCUUGUUUUGAGAACACUGGUCUUAUGAAGGCUUGCAUCCAAGGCCUUGCUGGCUUGCAGGUCAACAGACUAGUGCUUGGGGAAUUCAGGAACAUAGGGAGAGUGGAGGACUUUAGUAAUGGGCUCCUGGAUGGACUGUGUCAGGUGCAGCUACAGGAGUUUGUGUUCAUUAGCUUCCAGAGGUUUGAUAAUUGUACCGACACUCUCUUUGAUUGCCUGGUCAAUGCCUCCACUAUUCGGCUGGUGGAUCUCUCCCUCGAUCAGGUGUCAGCGGUCCCAACUGCGUCCAGAAUACACCACCUGGAAUUCAACACCUGCAAGUUUAUUGAGGUGCCUGCCAAGAAGUUGUCCUCCUUCAAAGAGCUGAGAGUGCUUCGGAUCACCAAUAGCAAAUACCUCACUGGCUUCCGGGAGAAGUUUAAGGAUCUGCCUAACCUGGAGGUCCUAGAUCUGAGUGUGAACCGGCUCAGUUUCAUUCAGUGCUGCGACUCAUACCUGAAGCGGAUCCCAAAGUUGAAGCACUUAAACCUGAGCUUCAACUCCAUCAUCAGCGUGACCGGAGGCCUGAAUAUCACUGAGCUGGUGUCUCUGGACUUCCGCCAUUCAAAGCUGAAUGAUUUUGGCAGCUUCCCUGUCUUUCACUGUCUUGGGAAACUCAUCUACCUUGAUAUUUCCUACACCAGCUCUCACAUUGCGUCCCAGUGUACGUUCAGUGGCUUAAAGUCCCUGCAAGUGCUCAAGAUGGCUGGCAAUUCCUUUCAGGACAACAAUCUGGGCAACAGCCUCAUGAACCUGACCCAGCUGCUCACCCUGGACGUUUCCAGCUGUAAGUUGACGCAGGUGUCUCCGAGCACAUUCAAGUCCCUUACUAAAUUGCAAGAGCUAAAUAUCAGCCACAACAAGCUGCUGGCCUUUGACCCCCUGGCCUACAAGCCUCUUCAGGCCCUCACUGUCCUGGACUUUAGCAGCAACCAGCUGACUGUCUUGACCGAAAAGGCUAUGGAGAGCCUGCCGAGCUGCUUGGUCCACCUGGACCUCUCUUACAACCUGUUUGACUGCUCCUGUAACCACCUGAGCUUCCUGAAAUGGGCCAAGGAGCAUGGGGAGCUGCUCAAGAGCACCCAGCUGAUGGUCUGCAACAACCCUGUGCACAUGCAGAAUAUGAGUGUGCUGAGCUUCGACCUCUCCUCCUGCCAUCUCAGCCCCGUUGAGUGGGUCAUGUCGGUGAGCGUGCCCUUUGCUGGCAUUCUGUUCGUGAUCCUCAUUUACAAGUACUACUUCCUCCUCUAUUAUGGGCUGGUGCUGCACAGCGGGUGCAGGCGCUACACGGACAGGAACGACACCUACGAUGCCUUUGUCAUCCACUCCAGCAAGGACAUUGAGUGGGUGAGAAAGGAGCUGGCUGAGAAGUUGGAGGGGGGCAUGCCCCCCUUUCAACUCUGCCUCCACUACCGGGACUUCAUUCCAGGGGUGCCCAUCACUACCAACAUCAUCCAGGAAGGGUUCCUAAGCAGCAGGAGAGUCAUCGCUGUCAUUUCCAACCACUUCAUGGAGAGCAAGUGGUGCAGCUUUGAGUUGGAGAUCGCCCAGUCCUGGCAGUUUGUAGACGGCAAAGCCAGUCUCAUCAUGAUUGUCCUGGAGGAAGUGGAUAAGGUGCUGCUGCGACGCAAACUGGGGCUGUCCCGCUACCUGCGGAGGAACACCUACCUCGAGUGGAGGGACCAGGAAAUAAGCCGGCACCUCUUCUGGAGGCAGCUGAGGACAGCCUUGCUAGAUGACAAAACAUAGGACCUAAGGAAGGGCUGAAACGAAUGGAACAAACUAUGAUUGUGCUUCCCUGGUCCUUGCUCUCGGCUUGGCCCUGACGGAAGGCUUGGGCUCAGGAGCUGGGGCUCCAGGAGUUGUUUCACACAAAGAAUCAUUUGGAGCUGGAGGAAUUUAAUUCUCCUGGGUGGGAGCACCAGCGAAACACUAAGGGUAUGUCUACACUACAGCGCUAGUUCGAAUUAACUUAUUUCAAAUUAGUUAAUUCGAAUUAAGCUAAUUUGAAAUAACGCAUCUAAACACAAAAACUAUUUCGAAAUAGCGUUUUGCUAUUUCGAAAUAGCACGUCCACACCUGAAUGGACCCUGAACUGAAGUUUAAGGCGGAACCAGCGCCGGCAGGGCAUUGGGGUCAGACUUAGUGUGUGGGGCUGCUGCCUCAGGCUAUCCGAUGUCUGUGCUUAAAGUGACCCGACCCCCCCAUCUCGGACAGACAGUUCUAAGGUUUCGUGGCUUGCUGAGGGACAGAAAAGUAUUUUUGUCUCAGAGUGCUCUGCUUGCCCUCACUCGGGACUCUGCAACAUGGAACCAGACCUGCCCCUGGGGAUUGUGCUGCGUCACGUGGACACGUUGCCGGCAGCCUGGCUGCACUGGCUGCAGGCUGCCAUCUGGGAGGACCAUCGAGGGGCUGUCAGGAUCCAGGGGGCCCUGCAAGAGCUUCCACCCUGAGGAGCGCUAACAGUCUCACCGGUCUGCCCCACUGGGGUCUUGUGCCCCAUUCCUCCCUCUCGUUCUUCCACUUACCCUUCCCUAACCCCCCCUUCCUGAUGUCAAACAAAAUACACGUGUUUUCAAAAAUA